Messenger RNA from Trichomycterus rosablanca, 5182 nucleotides. RefSeq names its product DnaJ (Hsp40) homolog, subfamily C, member 16 (gene dnajc16). NCBI's taxonomy places the organism in Eukaryota, Metazoa, Chordata, Actinopteri, Siluriformes, Trichomycteridae. The coding region runs from base 247 to 2607 and encodes 786 amino acids. The transcript has 15 exons. The record is from RefSeq and is a predicted model, not a curated record.
GCUGUUUAAAAUUAAUAUUUAAACCAGGUUUAUCUUGCAGAUGCGUUUUAAUUAAGCUAAUUAGCUCUUUAGUUCUCUGUGCCUUAUUAACGUUAUUUAUAGCGUUGAGUCAGAUAGCCGCCUAGCCGCUAGUAGCCUCAUAGUAACUAGCGUAAGGUCACAUUCAGUAUUCUGUAUUUGUGACUGAUUCAGCACACCUACCGCAAGCACACGCAAAUGUCACGACGUAACAGCUAGCCUGGAUUCAUGGCUAACCCAAAGAUGCUGUGGAUGACCCUUCACCUUGUUCUGGUCCUCUGCACUGUCCAGGCUGGAGCUGAUGAAAAUGCAGAGUUUGACCCCUACAAGAUCCUUGGAGUCACCACAAGUGCAAGCCAGACAGAAAUCAAGAAAGUGUACAAACGACUCGCCAAAGAAUGGCAUCCAGACAAAAACAAGAAUCCAGAGGCGGAGGACAUGUUCAUUAAAAUAAGCAAGUCGUAUGAGAUUUUAUCCCAUGAAGAGAAGAGAUCCAAUUAUGAUCGCUACCGACAGACUGACUCAAAUCCCUACAGUCCGCACGGCUUCCGUCACUUUCACGACAACUUCUACUUCGAUGAGUCUUUCUUCAACUUCCCAUUCAGCAGUCAUGGUCGCAGCGCUGCUGACAGCAAGUAUACCUUGCACUUCAACCAGUAUGUGAAAGAAGUCGUGCCUGACACUUUCAAAAGACCUUACAUUAUCAAGAUCACCUCAGACUGGUGCUUCAGCUGCGUCCAUAUGGAUCCUGUGUGGAAGGAGGCCGUGCAGGAGCUGGAACCACUCGGGGUAGGAAUAGGGGUGGUGGAUGUCGGCUAUGAAAGACGAUUGGCUAACCAUUUAGGCGCUCAUCGCACUCCAUCUAUACUUGGUGUCAUCAAUGGAAAAGUGACUUUUUUUAAUUAUGCACUGGCCAAGGAGCACAUCGUGCAGUUUGUGGAGGAACUACUUCCACAGAGACUGGUGGAAAAGGUCACCGAUCGUAAUGACCGUGACUUCCUGAACAGCUGGCAUGACCUUAACAAGCCCCACAUUCUGCUUUUUGACCAAAUGCCUACAGUUCCUUUUUUAUUUAAGUUGACUGCCUUUGCCUAUAAGGACUAUGUGCAGUUUGGUUAUGUGGACCAGGGCCUUUCUGAGACUGCCAACUUGCUCAAGCAGUACAACAUCAACACCUAUGCUCCCACCAUGCUCGCCUUUAAGGAGAACACAGAUAAGCCAGCUGACUUCAUACAGGCUAAAGGGAUGAGAAAGCCAAUCAUUGACGAAUUCAUCUCCAACAACAAAUUCUUACUUGCUCCUCGUCUGGUGAACCAGAAGCUCUUUGAUGAGCUCUGCCCUAUCAAACAGUUCCACCGGCGAAGAAAAUACUGUGUUCUGCUCAUCACUGGCGAGGAGGAAGCCUUUGUACCAGGAAACAAAGCAUUCCUGACUCUGGCUUCUGCCAACACUGAAGAUGUUCUGCGCUUUGCUUAUGUGUACCAGCGUCUGCAGCAGCCUCUGUGUGCUGUGCUUCUGAAGAACAGAGACAGCACUCCACCACAGGUGGUGAUCCUAGAGCGGCGUAACGGAGCCGGUAAGGUGCUCUACAAGCCUGUGCUGGGUGGUUGGAAUGGCAGUGAAGAGGACAAACACAGACUGCUGGAGGAUCUGCAGCGGCUGCAGAAAGAUCCCUCCAUCCUUACCCAUGAUGCCACCUUGCCAGAGCUCAACAACGAGUUCGCUUCAAUGUUUCUAAUCAGAUGGAUUUCUACAGCAUAUGACUACCUAUCUGAAAUCAUUGAUGAUCUUUUUCACAAUAAUUGGCGGGAAAUGAUGCCUCUGCUUUCUCUGAUUUUUUCUGCACUGUUCAUCCUGUUUGGCACAGUGGUUAUUCAGGCUUUCAGUGAUUCUGGUGAUGAGAAACUAUCCAAAUCAAAGGCAAAAGAAACAGCGAAGAUGGCAAACGGAUCACCGAGCACAACCACCACCUCCAGCCGUCCACCAAAAAAGAACUUUGUGGAGGUGACCGAGUUGACAGACAUCACUUACACCAGUAAUUUGGUGAAGCUGAGACCUGGACACAUCAACGUGGUGCUGGUGCUUACAGAUGGCACCAAAAACAUCCUGCUCAGCAAGUUUGCCAAGGAGGUGUACUCCUUCACUGGGAGCCAGACGCUGCACUUCUCCUUCCUGAAUGUGGACAAGCACAGUGAGUGGAUGGCCACUCUGCUGGAAUAUGCCCAGGAUGCCAUGCAGUUAGAGGCGGACGAGGAAGAGGAGGGCAGCAACCGCAAAACGGACUACACAGGCUACGUGCUGGCUUUAAACGGUCACAAAAAGUACCUGUGUUUGUUUAAGCCAGUCUACACAGGUGAGGUUGCCUAUGGGAAGACCGAGGAGGAGCCGGAGCGAUCCAGGUCCAGGUCGAGCUCCAGAGAAGAUCACCAGCACAGAAAAGGAGGGGCACGUUCACGCUCCACCACCCUCCACAUCCACCACAAACUGGACCGACUUGGCUUGUGGAUGGAGCGGCUGAUGGAGGGCACUCUGCCUCGCUACUACAUCCCGGCCUGGCCCGGCCUAGACAAGAUCACAGUCAGUAAGUAGAGCUAGGAGGCUCGCUGCUAAAACACUGGGUGAUAUAAACUGGAUGGAUCGGCAAUGCUGAGCUUUAAGACUACUAAGCAGGGUAGAGUUUGUUCUUUGGUGACCCCCCAUUGCAGACACUCCCUGCAGACUUUGAGUGGCACUGCAGGCUGAUUUUGGGACCUCACACAGUUAUAGCGUGCUUAAUUUGACACCAAUGCUGUAAACGACUGAAGCAAAUUGUAGCAUCAUCCAUCCACGAUGCUGCACUGACUUCCUGACUUCAGGUCUUUUGAAGGUACAAUAAGUAUGAUGGGCUAUUAAAACCAGAAGGGAGACAUGGGUAGGAGGGAUAGGACCAAUAUAUAUUACAGUCUUAAAAGAUACUGUCAGAGUAGUCAUGGGAAAUUUGUUGUCAUUAAUAAGCUCAACAUAAGAAACCUGAACUAAAGAAAAUUUAGUCUUGAGUAAUAAAAAGUAAUGUCAAUACACACAUGAAUGAGCAAAAGCAAAAAAUAUUGGAUAACAAUUGUGUUGGGAGAUAUUAAAUGUUGGGCUGAUGGUAGAUACUUGUAGAUACAAGGGGUAAGCCAUGAACCGCCAACAGGUAGUUGGACUCAUGGAUGCCAGAUGACUCAUUAAUGCCUGCUGGUCAUGGCCUGGUACCAGAUAGCACAGAACUCCCUCUGAUGUUUUGUGAAGUCCAUGUCUCGGUGAAUCAGAGCUGUUUUGACAGUAUGUAAGAUGGGUGGUUCAAAUGUUUUGGCUCAUCGUGUAUAUGAUCUGUAUCGAACUGAAGCAUGAUUCUAUUUAUUAUUUACUUUUUAUGGUCACAUUAAGGUUUAGUAGUUAAUUAUUUACAAAUAAAAUGAGACCUUAAAUAUUAAUUAUAAAAAAAAAAGUAUAUUCCUGUCUUGUGCCUACUGUUUCCCAGUGGAACUGGCCUUGCUAUGACCCUGACCAGGCUAAAGCGACACUGAUAGUAGCUGACCCAUUUGCCAUGUAAAUCUCUUAAAUUAAUACAUUAGUCAAAAGUCUGUAUUAUGUUCUUGCUGCAACAGCCUUGGACUCUAACCAGAAUGAACUAGCUCACCUAAAAGAGCUGGCACAAAAAAAAAAGAGACUUGUUUGCAAAGUAAACAUUACUAUGAACUACACGUUAUGACAUUGCUUCUGUGCUGUUUGGAUUUUCAGCCCACCGAUUACAAAACUGUUUGUUUAAAAGCACGAAUAACAAAAAAUGGUUACAGGUCUGUUCUUAACUGUGCCACAACUUGGUAUAAUAUUGAUAUUGUGUAAACCAGCCUAAGCUAGGAAUUAGGACUUGGGUAACACAAAGAUGACUGGAUGAUCUGAUUGGCUAUAGUUUUAGAUUAGAGAGGGUUGUUUUUCCCCUUUGUAACUUAAUUUAGCAAGUUCUUCUUGUUGCACCACCCCUGCUUUAACUGAGAAGAGCCAUAAACUAUCAAGCACUCCCUCAGACAUGCAUGCAGUCUUUAUUGUUUGUUUUCAAAUUUUUUUUCAUUACCUUAGUAGCAGAAGCUCACAGAGAGCAGUUCAUUCAGAGAGUCAUGCUAUACCUUCUUGCAAGGGUAAGACAGACACCAGAGAUCAUAGUUACAGCUGCAAUAAGGAAACCCCAUAUCCUCAACCCCCCACUGAAAGAGACCCAGCCAGGCUGCCCGAUAGCACUUCCAAGAUCUCUGUGCUGGUGGGUUGGCAUUAGACCGCUUUUUAGGUCCAGUAUGUGGAUCUGAAAAUGGUCUUUAAUACUUGCACAACAUAUCUCAUGAUCUUUCACCCCAAAGGACGUGAGGUAUGUAGCAUUUAAUCACAAAACUGUGAUCCUGUGCUACUUCACAUAAGUUCGUUACCACAAUUCCUUUAGUAAUUUAGAAACAACAUUCUGUGUUUUAUGGUGCCCUGAUUGUACUCCAUAUUUGAUCUGUCAGCAAAAGCAUUAACUUUUAUUGUUACAUUGACAUCCUGUUGUGAUAUCCAGCUUAAUGCAGCCGUGAUUACUUAACGUACCUUUAAGUCAGGACGUCAGUGGACGUAACUCAUUUCAGUGUAACCUGAACCCAAAUCCUACAUGCACCUCACACAUGCAGGAACAGCAAACCUGUAAAUGUAGCAUGAACUGAAACACUGUACACCUGAAGACUCUCCUACAACUUCAGUUUAAUCACUAAACCAUAAUAAUAGGUCCUUAGUAUUUAGAACAUUUUUAAUAAGUGUAAUACGUGUAAAUAUAAAUGUCAUGUCCUGAAUACACAGAGUGAGAAGACAAGCGUCUUGCCUGUGCAAUAAUGCUGCCUUGCCUUGAGUUUCCUUUUUUAAAACACUUAUUAAACAUUUAAAAUCCAAUUAGACAUUUUUGCACGAAAUCUGAUUUAUAACUGUACUAAUUCUAGCAUCACUGGCUUGAAAAUCAAUUGAUAUUUCUUUGUGUGUUUACUAGACUACUUGAAUAAUGCAAACUUUUAUUUAUUGUCCAGAAAGUUUGGACAGUAUGUGAAAUGCUAAUAAAAAUAGUAAAAAGUGAUGUGUACAUUUAUUUUUCACUAUAUAAAAAUAUGAUCUUUUACUUUGAAAA